GUCAGCAGAAAACAAUAAUAAACAAAAAGUUUUUGUUUUUUUAAUUAAUUUUUGAUAUUUAAACCACAAAAAUGGACAUUUUAAAGGCAGAAAUCGCAAAAAAGAGAAAAUUACUUGAGGAACAAAAAUUAGUGGACGAGAAGAAAAAAUACUUUAAACGUGGAGAACUAAUUGAACAGGAACGCAAAAGUUACUUAGAAAAGUACGGAGCUAAACCAGAAGAACCUUCCGAGGGCGAAAGUUCACAAAAAUCAACAAAUGUAGAAAGUCCCGAAAAAUCCUUCGACACCGUUUCAAAGUUAGCUGACCUGCCCCGAAGUGAAGUCAUUCGUAAAUUACGUGAACGCUGCGAACCUAUUUGGCUUUUUGGCGAAACCGAGCACGACGCAUGCAAACGUUUACGCCAACUCGAGAUCUCCGCCCCUGAAGUCAAUCGCGGUUUUCGCAACGAUUUCCAAGAAGCCAUGGAAGAAGUUGAUCAAGCCUACCUCAAAGAACUUCUUCAAUCUGAUGGUCAAUUGGAAAUUCAAAACAAGAAAAAGGAAGAAGAAUAUUCCAUCGACGAGUCUGUAACAAUGGAGACGAUCCAAGAAAUGGCGGGAAAAUUAGGGCGCGGAAACAGAGAUCACGAUUUGCACUGCAUCCAUACGUUACUUGAAUACCUCUUGAAAUUAUGGCAAGAUGAAUUCGACAAAGCAUCGUCUCAGGCAUCACGAACGACAAAGGGAAAAAUUGCACGAGCCACAUUCACCCAAACUCGAGUAUACCUGAAGCCCCUUUUGAGAAAGUUGAAGAACAAAACCUUGCCGGAGGAUAUUUUGGACAGUUUGACAGACAUUGUGAAGCAUUUAUUGCAACGAGAUUACCUGAAAGCCUCAGAUGCUUAUUUGACGAUGGCUAUUGGAAACGCCCCCUGGCCUAUUGGAGUCACUAUGGUUGGUAUUCACGCACGUACGGGACGAGAAAAGAUUUUUUCCAAAAACGUAGCUCAUGUGAUGAACGACGAGACUCAACGGAAAUACAUUCAGGGCCUGAAACGACUUAUGACAAAAUGUCAAGAAUUCUUUCCAACAGAUCCGAGCAAAUGUGUGGAGUAUGUUAGUAAAAAAGAUCUUGAACGAGACGCUAUGAUGUCGAAUUAAAAACUAAACUUUUAUAAG
Molecule: messenger RNA, 1160 nt
Organism: Culicoides brevitarsis
Lineage: Eukaryota; Metazoa; Arthropoda; Insecta; Diptera; Ceratopogonidae
Gene: Prp18
Product: pre-mRNA-splicing factor 18
Exons: 3
Coding region: 72-1142 (356 amino acids)
Biological process (GO): generation of catalytic spliceosome for second transesterification step; RNA splicing
Cellular component (GO): U5 snRNP; U4/U6 x U5 tri-snRNP complex; U2-type post-spliceosomal complex
Source: RefSeq, a predicted model, not a curated record